This is a messenger RNA of Phaeoacremonium minimum UCRPA7, 3108 nucleotides long. Its product is annotated as putative ubiquitin-activating enzyme e1 1 protein. Gene Ontology annotation, biological process: protein sumoylation. Gene Ontology annotation, molecular function: SUMO activating enzyme activity. The transcript has 4 exons. Bases 1 to 3108 code for a protein of 1035 amino acids. Gene Ontology annotation, cellular component: SUMO activating enzyme complex; cytoplasm. Lineage: Eukaryota; Fungi; Ascomycota; Sordariomycetes; Togniniales; Togniniaceae. The record is from RefSeq and is a predicted model, not a curated record.
AUGACUGGCGAGCGGCUUCCCGAGGUCGACCUCGUCACCAGGAUGCAGGUCGACGAUUCUGUUGUGGGCAAUACCGAGAUCGACGAAUCCCUCUACAGUCGACAGCUCUAUGUCUUGGGCCACGAGGCUAUGAAGCGCAUGGGCGCUUCAAAUGUUCUCAUUGUUGGUCUCAAGGGUCUCGGUGUCGAGAUCGCGAAGAAUAUCGCCUUGGCCGGCGUCAAGAGCCUGACACUUUACGAUCCCGCACCCGUUGCCAUCGGCGACCUCUCUUCUCAGUUCUUCCUUCACCCAGAUGAUGUGGGAAAGCCUCGAGACCAGGUUACAGCGCCUAGAGUUGCCGAACUCAACGCCUACACCCCCGUACGCAUCCACGAGUCCUCCAACAUCGCCGAGAAUCUGUCCGAACUCGACAAGUAUCAAGUCGUUGUCCUCACAAACACACCGCUCAAGGCCCAGAUAGCUGUUGGUGAAUACUGUCACCAGAAGGGCAUUUAUGUCGUUGUCGCCGACACUUUCGGCCUGUUUGCCUCCAUUUUCUGCGACUUCGGCGAGAAGUUCACAGUUAUUGAUGCCACCGGCGAGAAUCCCGUCAACGGCAUCGUAGCAGGAAUCGAUGAAGAGGGGCUGGUGUCCGCUCUCGAUGAGACUCGUCAUGGGCUGGAGGAUGGCGACUAUGUUACAUUCACAGAGGUUGAGGGCAUGGAGGCUCUAAACGGCUGCGAGCCGAGGAAGAUCACAGUUAAGGGACCGUAUACAUUCUCCAUCGGGGAUGUGUCCGGUCUGGGCCAGUAUAAGCGAGGUGGACUGUACCAGCAGGUCAAGAUGCCGAAGUUCCUCGAUUUUAAGAGCAUAUCCGCUUCCAUGAAAGAUCCAGAAUUCGUCAUAUCCGAUUUCGCCAAGUUCGACCGUCCUCAACAGUUGCAUGUGGGAUUCCAAGCUUUGCAUGCAUUUGUCCAGACUCACGGGCGCUAUCCGAGACCCUUCAAUGCCGAGGACGCCACGGUGGUCAUCGCAUCUGCACAGGCAUUCAUCAAAUCUGAAGGUCUGGAUGUUGAGGUGGAUGAGAAAGUGCUCACGGAGUUGAGUUAUCAGGCUAUGGGAGAUCUUAACCCCAUGGCGGCUCUCUUCGGUGGACUGGCAGCGCAAGAGGUUCUCAAGGCUGUGUCGGGCAAGUUCCAUCCUAUCAAGCAAUGGCUGUACUUUGACUCGUUGGAGUCUCUUCCUACGAGUACAAAGCGGUCUGAGGAGCUUUGCACACCAAUUGGUUCUCGCUACGACGGCCAGAUUGCAGUUUUCGGCAAGGAGUAUCAGGAUAAAAUCGCAAACAUCAAACAAUUCCUUGUCGGCGCUGGCGCCAUUGGUUGCGAAAUGCUCAAGAACUGGGCCAUGAUCGGGCUUGGUACUGGUCCUAACGGCCAAAUUACGAUCACUGAUAUGGACUCCAUUGAGAAGAGCAAUCUUAACCGUCAGUUUUUGUUCCGAGCCAAGGAUGUUGGCCAAAUGAAGAGCGAUUGCGCAGCCAGGGCAGUCCAGGCGAUGAAUCCCGACUUGGUUGGGCACAUUGUGUGCUUGAAGGACCGCGUCAGCCCUGAAACGGAGCAUAUCUUCAAUGAGGAGUUCUGGGAGGCACUAGAUGGUGUCACCAACGCCUUAGACAAUGUUGAGGCGAGAACUUAUGUCGACCGACGAUGUGUUUUCUUCCACAAGCCUCUCCUGGAAAGUGGUACGCUAGGAACGAAGGGUAACACGCAAGUGGUGCUUCCUAACCUAACAGAGUCCUACUCUUCAUCCCAGGACCCGCCUGAGCAGUCUUUCCCUAUGUGCACUCUCAGGAGCUUCCCCAACAAGAUCGAGCACACUAUUGCCUGGGCGCGAGAGCUUUUCGAGACGUCAUUUGUAAAGCCUGCGGAAACUGUCAAUCUCUACUUGACCCAGACGAACUAUCUCGAAUCCACCCUCAAGCAAGGCGGGAAUGAGAAGGCCACCCUCGAGAUGCUCCGAGACUAUCUCAAGGAUGAGCGGGCUCUGACUUUCGAAGACUGUGUCAGCUGGGCUCGAAUGCUCUUUGAGAAACAGUACAACAAUGCGAUUCAACAGCUCCUCUACAACUUCCCUAAGGACGCUGUGUCCUCCAGCGGCACUCCGUUCUGGUCUGGACCCAAACGAGCACCUGACCCGCUGAAGUUUGAUACCGAGAAUCCUACUCAUUUUGGCUUCUUGGUUGCUGCUACCAACUUACAUGCCUUCAACUACAACAUCAACGUUAAAGACAAGGACAAGGCUGCCUAUCUCGCAGCAUUGGACUCCAUGAUAAUCCCUGACUUCUCGCCCGAUUCAAAUGUGAAGAUCCAGGCCGAUGACAAGGAUCCAGACCCGAAUGCGGCAGGUGGGAGUGCGUUCGAUGAUACUGCUGAGCUCCAGAAGAUCAUGAGCGCUAUUCCUGCACCAAGCUCCUUGGCAGGCUUCAAACUGACGCCGGUUGAGUUUGAGAAAGACGACGACACAAAUCAUCAUAUUGACUUCAUUACUGCUGCUAGCAAUCUACGAGCUGAGAAUUACAAGAUUGAACAGGCAGAUCGCCACAAGACUAAGUUCAUUGCUGGAAAGAUCAUUCCGGCGAUUGCCACAACGACGGCACUCGUCACUGGGCUGGUAGUCCUGGAGCUAUACAAGAUCGUUGACGGCAAGACGGAUAUCGAGCAAUACAAGAACGGCUUCAUCAACUUGGCGUUGCCCUUCUUCGGCUUCAGUGAACCUAUUGCUAGCCCGAAGGUCGAGUACAAGGGACCGAACGGAAAGGUCACUCUCGACAAGAUAUGGGACCGCUUCGAGAUCAACGACAUCACAUUGCAGGAGCUCAUUGACGACUUUGAGAAGCGUGGCCUCAGUAUCUCCAUGCUGAGCUCAGGAGUCAGUCUUCUAUACGCCUCUUUCUUCCCACCUGCAAAGCUCAAGGAGAGAUACGGGAUGAAACUGAGCCAGCUGGUGGAGACGAUCUCGAAGAAGCCAAUCCCAGCUCACCAGAAGGAAGUUAUAUUUGAGGUGGUGACGGAGGAUGCUGAUGGCGAGGACGUUGAGGUGCCCUACAUCAAAGUCAAGAUCAGGUAA